CGUCGCGGGGAUCGCGGAGAUUGCGGAGCUGUUCCGUCUGCUGAUAUAGGUACAGCCACUGCCCAGUCUUGCCAGGAGCAUCAUCCAGACGAGCACCAUGGCGAUCCUCAACCCAACCACCGAGCAAGUCAAGGCGUCUGUAGACGAGGCACUACAAGCUGCGAAUGCCUCUCUGCGCGCUCUCAAUAAAACUAUCUGGUCCAACCCCGAAACUGCGUACGAGGAACACGCAGCACACGAUACAAUCUGCAACUUUCUCGAAGAAAAGGGAUUUACUGUCACGCGGCAUGCAUUUGGCCUCGACACCUCCUUCGAGGCGAGAAGUGGCUCUGGCGGCCGUUUGGUCAACUUCAACGCCGAAUACGAUGCAUUGCCGGACAUCGGCCAUGCCUGUGGCCAUAACCUCAUCACAACCAGCAGCGUUGCAGCCUUCCUAGCGCUCUCGGCUGUACUGAAGCAAUAUAACAUCCCCGGUCGCACGCAGCUGUUGGGCACUCCUGCAGAGGAAAAUGGAGGCGGCAAGGCCAAGCUGAUUGAUGCUGGUGCCUAUGACGGCGUGGACAUCUCAUUAAUGGCCCACGCAGGACCGCAAGAACUCUUCCCUGGCGUGGUAUCGGACGGGUGCGCUGGUGUAUUGAUGAACGCAAGAAAGGAAAUCCACUGCGAGUUCACCGGCGUCAGUGCCCACGCUGGUGGCAACCCUUGGGAUGGCGUCAAUGCGCUUGAUGCCCUGGUCGGCGCGUAUAACAACAUGGCGAUGCUGCGCCAGCAGAUGAAGCCUGACGAGAGAGUGCACUGCGCUUUCCUGGAUACACCCAAGGUCGCCAACAUCAUACCGGCGUUCACCAAGGCCUACUGGCAGAUACGCAGUCCGUCAUUGAAAGGAUUGAAUGCAUUGAUGGCUAGAGCGCGCAAGUGCAUUGAGGCUGGCGCGUCGGCAUCAGGGUGCGAGGUUAAAAUUGUCGAAAAGGAGCUGUAUGCCGAUAUUAAAAUCAAUGAUACUCUCUGUGCCCUAUAUCAGACUCACAUGGGCGCCUACGGGCGCAAUGUCCUUAAAACCCACGAGAAGGUCCUGACUGGCUCGUCCGAUAUUGGCAAUGUCAGCUACAUCAUGCCCACGCUGCAUACGAUGUUUGCCAUCGGAGCAGCGGACGGGGCUUUCCCUCACCACCCUUCCUUCGCUGCUGCUGCUGGAACAGACCGUGCCCACGAAGAAGCCCUGGUGGUAGGCAAGAGCUUGGGGAUGAUCGGGUGGGAAAUGAUCACAAACGAUGCGCAGUUUGAACAGGCCAGAAGCCAGUGGCAGAAGUGCGUGAAGGACGUAGUCUAGAGAGUAAGCCACUUGCGCAUCGUCACUGCAAGAAGAAGGUGGAAUCAAGCCCUGGCCUUCAUUCGCAGUUGGAAACCGACCAGGGCU
Messenger RNA from Aspergillus versicolor CBS 583.65, 1417 nucleotides. Its product is annotated as M20 family metallopeptidase. Gene Ontology annotation, molecular function: dipeptidase activity. The coding region runs from base 98 to 1330 and encodes 410 amino acids. The transcript is spliced from 5 exons. Lineage: Eukaryota; Fungi; Ascomycota; Eurotiomycetes; Eurotiales; Aspergillaceae. The record is from RefSeq and is a predicted model, not a curated record.